AUGACUCCUUUUCGCCCCAUGCGCUCAAUGCCAGCCAGAGAACCAAAUGCUCCUCGCGGCCGCGUAUACACCUUUACUGGCCUAGAAGAUAUGCCGACACGCAACCAGACGCAAACCGCGCCAUUUCUUCUGAGCUCAAUCCCUACUGCGCCGGCCCCCGUUAGGAGAGGCGAGGAUCAAUGCUUCAAAUGCGCUGGAUUUGGGCAUUGGCGAGAGGGAUGCACCCGGCGACCACCCAAGGGUGCCAACAAUUUUAGAAAUUGGCGUCAUGUUGAGGUUCGCCCAGGAAUCAGCAAGGCCUACUUCUUAGGAACACUCUGGCCGAGCUUGAUGCCACCUGAGAAUGCAGCGCCUGCCGCUGUCACAAAGUUGGCUACAUCGUCAUGUGAUUAUUUGUCACAAGUGUUAGAAGGACAAGCGCUCACUCAUACUCCAACUAUUAAUAGGUCAAACAAACGAAAACUAGAGCUUGAAAGUGCUUCCGUUAUUCGUGAAGCCCUUUGGCGUCCCGAGUCCUGCUCAGACUUGAAGGAUGAGACACUUUUUUGA
Molecule: messenger RNA, 549 nt
Organism: Melampsora larici-populina 98AG31
Lineage: Eukaryota; Fungi; Basidiomycota; Pucciniomycetes; Pucciniales; Melampsoraceae
Exons: 2
Coding region: 1-549 (182 amino acids)
Molecular function (GO): nucleic acid binding; zinc ion binding
Source: RefSeq, a predicted model, not a curated record